Ramularia collo-cygni is the source of this 576-nucleotide messenger RNA. RefSeq lists its product as uncharacterized. The transcript is spliced from 2 exons. Lineage: Eukaryota; Fungi; Ascomycota; Dothideomycetes; Mycosphaerellales; Mycosphaerellaceae. The record is from RefSeq and is a predicted model, not a curated record. Bases 1 to 576 code for a protein of 191 amino acids.
AUGUUGUCCGAGCCUGCGCUCCGCCGAGCCUUGAGCGACACUGAUGCUCUACGACACACUGAGAUGCGAGGUUUCAAGUUACAGCGAACACGUACUGUGGACAUCCUUCCAACGAGCCUUCGAUCCGAGGGCAUGCCCAUACCAGUCUCGGCUGCACAACAUCCAAUACCGGAGGAGGAUCUCGAAGCGGCCUCUGCCACCAUGGGCCUUGAAGAGGUGACCACUGUCCCGCUUUCCGGAAGAGUACGUCGCGAAAGCGCCGACUUGGAAGCACUAGAACGGAAGUCAAAGGUGCACACCCGAAGGAUCUCAGAAGACUGUUCGUCGUCAGAAGACGAACGAUCGAACUGGCCACUGCUCUACCAGAUGAUCGAUGUUCCUCCGGACACAGAGCCAAGCCAGUUUCCGGAGAAGGCGAGGAGGUCUUUGAUCAAGUUGAGUCUGAAACACGGCCCUCCUGCCCUGGAGGAGCAUCCGGAGGUGGAGGAACGGUGGGCUGUGAUCACAGGGGCGUAUGAUGCGCUGUCUCACCCCGGGCGGAGGAAGUUGUAUGAUAUGCAAAGCUCAUUGACAUGA